Messenger RNA from Microdochium trichocladiopsis, 1738 nucleotides. RefSeq lists its product as uncharacterized. The transcript has a single exon. Lineage: Eukaryota; Fungi; Ascomycota; Sordariomycetes; Xylariales; Microdochiaceae. The record is from RefSeq and is a predicted model, not a curated record. The coding region runs from base 146 to 1540 and encodes 464 amino acids.
AACUGCCUCUAGUGGGGGUCCGCAAACUCUCCUAACAUCUCCCCGGCUGCUUUCGGGAACCUCUCACAUGCUUUCUUGAGACGCCCGUGGCUGGCGCCCAUCGGCGCAAUCCUCGUCUAGUGCCCGUCAAUCAUUCUCUUUCACGAUGUUGGAACAUCUAAGCAUCGAACUGGUCGAGCUCAUUGCCUCGUUUCUCGAUGAUUCUAGCUUGAUCGCAUUUCGUUUUGUCUCUCGUCGGUCAUGUCGAGCGACAUACCACUUGUUCGUGAAGCGAUGGCUGACGACUCUGACGACCGACUUCACACCACAGAGCCUGCGCCGCCUCUCUCACAUCUCACGCAACCAUGACAUGGCAUCGCGCGUUCGGUGCCUACGUAUAGCUAAAUGCUACAGACGGGGGCUCGGAUCAGGUCCACAUGUACCCGAUGAUGAAGCUGAUAGCUUCGAGGAGCAGUUCCCCCGGAGCUGGAGCGGCCACAUCGACCUUGACUCGCCACAGGCCGCCCGGCUAAGGAACAUGCUCCUGCGUUUUUCCAAUUGCUCCGAAUUCUGCCUGACCGAUGAAGACGAGGAUAGACUCUGGUCAGAGGCCUCACCUGGCAGACUCAACCCCAUCGACAUAUGCUGGCUCCUGCUCUCCCUUUUCAGUGGGGACGGAAAUGGCGGGAAGAGACUCGAGGUGCGCCGAUUCGAGGUGCAACUCGACAAGGGCCCCGUCGAAGAAGUCCAUGGCUGGUCUCCCAGCUCAGAGCAUGUACACAGAAGUCUUCUGGGCCGUUCUUCAUGGGCCCAGACCCUCCAGCAGCUCAGCAUGAGCUGGCAAUUCGGGCACAGCCUGUUCAACGAGGUGCUCCUGCCAUCGAUUUCAUCUGCCGCCAAUCUCAAAUCCCUGACACUCUCCCACCCGCGUCCCGACGACAUCCACGCCUUCUUCACGGGGCUGGCGUGUGCCCCGCCGGGACAAUCGCCGGCGCUGUCAGAACUCAAGCUUGUCGACUGCGCGCUUGAUUCGCCGGCCGCUUUUAUCAGUGCCAUCGCCCGCGUUCAGACCACCAUCGAGUCGAUAUGGAUUGAGCGCGCCGUGCUGGCCCAGGACGGCGGCAUCCGCGACGUGCUGGAGCUGCUCGCCACCACCACGACCUUGGAGCUGCCGGCCCUGAGGUGCAUCACCGUGGCAGACUGCUACCGCGUCUUCUUCUGCCCGCUCCUCUCCGACCAGCGCGCAAGGGAGCAGUGCGGCGGGGACGGGCUGUUCCAGUUCACCCUGGGAGCAUCGCGGAACCGGAUCCGUGUCAACGGCGUGCGCUACUGCCGGAGCGGUGGAGGUGGCGGUGGUGGUGGUGUUGGUGGUGACAUGGGGCUUGCCCUGUCGGCGCUCGGGAGGGCGUGCUACACGCUGGGGCCGCCGAUGACGGACGACUUUGGGUCAGAUGCACCGGGGGCUUCUCUUCCCCUGGUGUCUUCCCCCGCGGGUGCUAUCGCUGCGGCGGCCGCUGUUGCGAGGACCCAGGCUGGGCUUGUGGUGGCGAAGUUUACCUGAUGCGUGUGAGAUUCGGAGGUUGUGGUUAUUUGCAUGGCGCAUAUAGAUAUUUGUGGGUUUGACAGCGGAAUGAUUUUUGUUCAUGUGCGUCUCCUUCUGUUGUUAUACUAUCCGUUUAGAAGUCAGAGUAGAAUUAGAUCUCAAUAAUAAUAUACGAUCCCUUAUAGGAGCUGUACACCAGUUGGUGUGCGUUUGGCC